CUCGGUGCUUGUCGCUGCGCGGUCAUUUCCGUAUGAGCCGCCAAGUUGAGCCGUGCUGCUACCUCAAGCUCCAAGCCGGUGGGUCCAACUACCGCGAGUGGGCCGACGCCAUCACAACGCGUAUGACGAAAGCGGGUCUUGCCAAGUAUCUGGGCCCGCACCCGCCCAACUACAAGGCCGACGACGACUUGGCCGCCGGUGUCUACCUCCGGCUAAGCCUCCACCGCCACGACCUCAUGCACCUCAAGGACGCCAAGACGACACAUGCGACGUGGGAGAUCCUCCGGCGACUCUACGAACCCAAGACCGGGUCGUCGCUGCUGCUGUUGUACACGCAGAUGGACAACCUCCGCUGGAUCGAGUCGCGCGGGUCGCUCACCGACUUUGCCGACGCGUUCCUGGGCCUUCAGCGGCACAUGGCGGCCGCCGGCGACACGACGCCCGCAAGCGCCUUCUUGAUUCGGUUUCUGACGCUGUUGCCAGCGCGUUUUAACGCAACCAUUUUGCGUAUUCUCCACGACAGCACGAAAGGCCCCGUGUUUCCGAGCUUUGAGACGGUGCUCGCCGAGCUCCAAGCCGUUGACGCCCUGCACACCGCCAAGACGACGACGACGAAGAAGACAACAGCCACGUCGCCACGACACACAACGGCGUCCAGCCCCACGCGCCCAGCGCGUACAUCCGCCUGCAGCUAUUGCGGCAACGACCAACACGCUCUGAGCGACUGCUACCGACGACAGCGCGACCUCGACCGCGGCCUGCGACGAAGGACGACCCUGCCCGACGACGUGACACCGACGUCGCCGACGGUGCGCGCCCGCGCGACGCACCCGCGUGGCCGGUCGCUGCCCUGCGACGUCCUGCGGCCCAUGGUCUUUGGCACUGGUCGCGUCAGUCCACAAUGCUCCAAAUAAUAUAUUAUCUUGAUUUUAGUACACCG
This is a messenger RNA of Saprolegnia diclina VS20, 940 nucleotides long. RefSeq lists its product as hypothetical. The transcript has a single exon. The record is from RefSeq and is a predicted model, not a curated record. Bases 33 to 914 code for a protein of 293 amino acids. Lineage: Eukaryota; Oomycota; Saprolegniomycetes; Saprolegniales; Saprolegniaceae.